GACGCCGUUUUAAACGAGCCAGAAACAAAACACCGCCCUGGACCGGCCACUCCAUCUUUAUGCGGCAGCUUCGCGGUGGGUUUAGCGCCCGGCGCGUCUCGGCGGGGCGGGCGAUAAAGGGUCACGCCGACCGCUCAAACGCUGCGCGUGUAGUUGGCGGGGGAGGCCGGGCAGCCGGAGCGGGAAAGCGAGCGCGCCUCGGCUGCGCGGGCAGAAUAAGUGGGUCGCUGGACACUCCGCUCGUCUUGGAUCAGACCCGGUGGCUGUAGUCUCCUUGGUAACGCAAGCCCAUGAGAAAACUAAAACGGUAUCCAAGAUGAAGAAGUCGGCCAAGCGGGGGGCAAGAGAGCCAAAGCAGACUACAGCAAGGCAGCCAAAGCAGACCAUAACAAGGCAGCCAAAGCAGACUAUAACAAGGCAGCCAAAGCAGACCACAACAAGGCAGCCAAAGCAGACCACAACAAGGCAGCCAAAGCAGACCACAACGUUUUCUCAGCAAGCAGAGGAGGAGCAACCGGUCAACAAAAUGGUCAAAUCCAUAAGAAAGGGGCCUGGGCGGCCCAAAAAGCAUACAAGAAGGGGGCCUGGGCGGCCCAGAAAGCACGCUAUACAAAACACGAAUGAAUGUGUCCUAAUCAAAGCUACCAAAAUCAAUUCCAAAUUCCUCCAAAAGAAAGCUCCACAAACCGAGGAGGAUAACCCCUUGCUCAAAAAUGGGAUUAAACCGGUUAAAAGAGGACCAGGGCGGCCCAGAAAGAAUUCUUCACAAUAUGAAGUAGGGCCCCCCUCAGUCAAUAACAAUGCCACACCUAUCAAGAGGGGGCCUGGACGUCCCCGAAAAACUGACUUGCAAUGCAAAGAUGCAUUGAAAAACAGCGAGGGGAGCAGGAACAAAAAGCGUUCUCGCUCCAGGCAAAUCAAAGAGGAGCCAACCGACACCACUUUGAAUGAAAUCUGCCACGUAACCAAGUUUGGAGAUUGGGAAUUCGAAGGCCUGGAGUUGACCACGAAGGUAGAAAAUGAGCCAUGCAUAAUCCAAUGCCAAGAGAAGACUACAAAGGUGGAGGCAGUGGAAAGCAAUGAAGCUCCGCCUCGGCUGGAGCCCCCUGAGUUUCACCCUUGUCCGUACUGCACCACCUCCUUCACUGAGCCUGCUUUCCUGCAGAAGCAUGUCAAGUUCCGCCACCGUGAUGAGUACAACGACACGGUGAGACGCGCGUCAUCUCGGCGUCCACCUCCGAAGGACAUCAAAGUGUUCAACUGCCCCCAAUGUAUCCGUUCUUUCGAGUCUCCGAUACAGCUGACGGUGCACAGAAACCAGGCACAUCCCGCCAUUCCUCCCAAGAAGCUCUACACGUGCCCAGUCUGUGCCCGCAGCUUCGAUUACCUGGGAAAUCUGAGGAAUCACUGUCAGAGCUGGCACAAAAUGUCUGUUCACACAUUCAAGGGACAUCUCCGUUGUUCAGACUGCAGAAGGAGUUUCAAGAGGUCAUGGGGGCAGGGGCCUCACCAGUGUGUGGGUAGGAAAACCAAAACCAUAUUUGCUCAUCCUGAAUACACAAAGCCCAUAUCCCUCGUCAUAGGUGUAAAUUGUCAAGUGUGCGGAAAGAAUAUGAAGAACCUUACAACUCUGCGUAAGCACAUGAUUCUACACACGGGCGGAAAACCUCAUGUCUGCAAAGAGUGUGGAAAGGGAUUUUCAGAUGCCAGUACACUCCGUAAACAUAUGAACAUACAUUCAGGGAUGCGGCCACACGAGUGUCAUAUUUGCCAGAAAAAGUUCACGGAGCCUGGCAUUUUGCGUAAGCACAUGAUAAUGCACACAGGUGAGAAACCGUACUCCUGCUCUGACUGUGGGAAGACUUUUGCCUACAAGCAGUCCCUGUCCAAACACCAGCAGACCCACUCAGUAGUUCCCUCCUUUGAAUGUUCUGAAUGUGGCAAAAGCUUCACUGGCAAGGAUAACCUGACAUACCAUAUGAGGAUCCACAACAAAAGGCACAUUUGCGGUAAAUGCGGCCUGAAGGUAGCUAGCUUACAGAUACUGAAGACGCACAUGCGGAGACACACAGGAGAAAGACCAUACCACUGCAAGGUGUGCGACAAGAGUUUCAAACGCCUUAGUCACUUGUACAACCACCAGCGCAUCCACACAGGAGACAAGCCGUUCAAAUGUGACCAGUGCGACGCAACCUUCACUCAGACUGCCAGCCUCUCCAAACACAGGAAAAUACACACAGGGGAAAAACCCCACUUGUGCACUGUCUGUAACAAGGCGUUCAGCUGUAAGGGCUCGUUGACCAUACACAGUGUGAUCCAUGACGAGGUGCGUCCGUACGGAUGUGACGUGUGCAAAAAAGCCUUCCGCUACAAAGCCCAGCUGACGGUUCACAAGAGGAUCCAUUCAGGGGAGAGGCCGUACCCGUGCCCUCACUGUCCUGGCCGCUUCCGACGCAAUGAACAUCUGAAGAUUCACAUGGGCAGGUGUCACAGAAUUGUGCUUGGCCAAUUACCCCACUCUUCUGAGUCGUCCCGGUCGCUGCUCCACCCCCUCUGCCGAUCCGGGGAGGGCUGCAGACUACCACAUGCCUCCUCCCAUACAUGUGGAUGA
This is a messenger RNA of Lampris incognitus (smalleye Pacific opah), 2611 nucleotides long. RefSeq names its product zinc finger protein 675-like. The record is from RefSeq and is a predicted model, not a curated record. NCBI's taxonomy places the organism in Eukaryota, Metazoa, Chordata, Actinopteri, Lampriformes, Lampridae. Gene Ontology annotation, molecular function: DNA binding. The transcript is spliced from 5 exons. Gene Ontology annotation, cellular component: nucleus. Bases 317 to 2611 code for a protein of 764 amino acids.